Fusarium sp. VM40 is the source of this 789-nucleotide messenger RNA. The record is from the annotation of a GenBank genome assembly. NCBI's taxonomy places the organism in Eukaryota, Fungi, Ascomycota, Sordariomycetes, Hypocreales, Nectriaceae.
AUGGGUAGUUUCGGAACUGCAGUUGCAUCACUGUUAGACACUUAUACCAAAUGUCUAUCUCUCCUCAAGGGUGCCCGUAACAGUGAAGCAGGGGUGUCGAGUGAAACUCGUUCAACACUGAGUACCUCGCUUCGAUCUGACCGAGCAAGAGUUCGUCGAGCAUAUACUUCGCGGCUCUCCCAAGAUGGCUCUCGAUUCGAAAAGGGCGACACUCCUGCGCGAUCGGCCCUCAGACGCAUUGUGAAGAAGCUCACCACCGCCCUGGCUGAGGUUGUCCGUUCAUCUUACGGACGGAAAGGACAGGCGAUCAACUACGAAACUCUUGCUGCUCUGUCGAAUGGCUCGAGUUCAGAUGCCAUUCGCACCAUGAGUGAUUUGUCAAGCAGGGUAGGAUCAACAACAAGCACCGUGAGUAGGGGAAGACAGAGAUCGCGCCGACACAGUCAUAAACCUGCGACAAAAUCUGAGAGACAUUCGCAAGGAAGGUCUAAGAAGAGGGAUAAGACAAGGAGCUCGAAGCCCGCAAGUCACCGGGGACGACCGUCUGUCGAUCGACAUCAUCGACAAGAUCGCAAGGACCGGCACUCGCCAGAGAUAUUAGCAACUCAUCGAAUCUCCAUACUGACUACUUCAUCAGACUCCACCAAGCUAGGAGAGAUCAGACACCGCCUAUCGAAGCAAAGGCCAAUUGAGGAAUUCGAGAACAAGGUUGCUUAUCCAUUGUAUGCAUACCACACCGAAGAGGUACCCGUUCGCAAGAAGUGGUGGAACCCUUUCAGACGUCGAUAG